GUAAUAUUGAAUUUUCGAUAAAACGUGUAGAAAUAUUUUUUUAGAGCAUAUUACGGUUUUAACACGAUAAAAAUUCUUAUUGAAUAAUGACAGAUAAAAAGGAUAAUAAGCAAUCAGGGGAUGAUUUAGCAACUGCAAUACUCAAACCAAAAGAUAAACCAAAUCGUUUACUUGUAGAUGAAGCUAUAAAUGAUGAUAAUUCUGUCGUUUCCUUAUCACAACGUAAAAUGGAUGAAUUAGAACUAUUUCGGGGAGAUACAGUUUUAUUAAAAGGAAAAAAAAGAAGGGAUAGUGUUUGUGUAGUACUUUCAGAUGACACUAUACCAAAUGAAAAAAUUAGAAUGAAUAGAGUUGUUAGAAACAAUUUAAGGGUAAGAAUAGGCGAUAUUGUGAGUAUACAACCUUGCCCUGAUAUACAAUAUGGUAAAAGAAUUCAUGUUUUGCCUAUUGAUGAUACAGUUGAAGGAUUAACUGGAAAUUUAUUUGAGGUUUAUCUCAAGCCAUAUUUUAUGGAAGCCUACAGACCAGUAAGAAAAGGUGACAUAUUAUUGGUAAGAGGUGGAAUGAGGGCUGUAGAAUUUAAAGUUGUAGAAACAGACCCAUCACCUUAUUGUAUUGUAGCUCCAGACACGGUUAUUCAUUUUGAAGGUGAACCUGUUAAAAGAGCUGAAGAGGAGGAGUCAUUAAAUGAGGUAGGUUAUGAUGAUAUAGGUGGAUGUAGAAAGCAGCUUGCACAAAUUAAAGAAAUGGUGGAAUUGCCUUUGAGACACCCAGGCUUAUUUAAAGCUAUUGGUGUUAAACCACCAAGAGGUAUACUGUUAUAUGGGCCACCUGGAACAGGAAAAACUCUGAUUGCAAGGGCAGUUGCAAAUGAGACAGGAGCUUUUUUCUUUUUAAUAAAUGGACCAGAGAUUAUGAGUAAAUUGGCUGGUGAAUCUGAGAGUAAUCUCCGAAAAGCUUUUGAAGAAGCUGAAAAAAAUGCACCAGCAAUUAUUUUUAUAGAUGAGUUAGAUGCAAUAGCUCCAAAAAGGGAAAAGACUCACGGUGAAGUUGAAAGAAGAAUAGUUUCACAAUUGCUCACAUUGAUGGAUGGUCUUAAGCAAAGAGCUCAUGUUAUUGUAAUGGCUGCCACCAAUAGACCCAACAGUAUAGAUCCAGCCCUCAGAAGAUUUGGGCGAUUUGAUCGUGAAGUUGACAUCGGUAUUCCAGAUGCCACUGGGCGACUUGAGAUUAUGCGGAUCCACACGAAAAACAUGAAACUGGCACCUGAUGUAGAAUUGGAGACUGUGGCGGGUGAGACGCACGGACAUGUGGGAGCCGAUUUGGCAGCUCUUUGCAGUGAGGCCGCUUUUCAACAAAUACGGGAGAAGAUGGAAUUGAUUGAUCUUGAGGAAGAACAGCUAGAUGCAGAAGUCUUGAACAGUUUGGCCGUGACCCAGGCUAAUUUUAGAUUUGCGUUAGCCAAGAGCAGCCCUAGCGCUCUGAGAGAAACCGUUGUUGAAAUACCUAACGUCACGUGGGAAGAUAUUGGCGGACUGGACAACGUUAAACGCGAAUUGCAGGAAUUAGUCCAAUACCCAGUGGAGCACCCCGAAAAAUUCCUCAAAUUCGGCAUGACACCUUCUCGGGGCGUCUUGUUUUACGGGCCGCCUGGUUGUGGUAAAACCCUCCUGGCCAAAGCUAUUGCCAACGAAUGCCAAGCCAAUUUCAUCAGCGUCAAAGGGCCAGAAUUGCUCACCAUGUGGUUUGGAGAAUCCGAGGCUAAUGUUAGGGACCUCUUUGAUAAGGCUCGUUCAGCAGCCCCCUGUGUUCUAUUUUUUGACGAACUAGAUUCGAUAGCAAAAUCAAGAGGGGGCGGCGUAGGAGAGGGUGGUGCUGCUUCGGAUCGUGUUAUCAAUCAAGUCCUUACUGAGAUGGAUGGCAUGAGUAGCAAGAAAAACGUUUUCAUAAUAGGCGCUACCAAUAGGCCCGACAUAAUAGAUCCCGCCAUUUUAAGGCCUGGUAGAUUGGACCAACUUAUUUACAUACCCCUACCGGAUGAAGGUAGCAGACAAGCAAUUCUCAAAGCCAAUCUUCACAAAAGUCCUAUUGAUAAGGAUGUCGACCUCAUUUUUUUGGCUAAAAUGACGCCCGGUUAUAGUGGAGCUGAUCUCACCGAAAUUUGUCAACGAGCCUGCAAAUUGGCCAUCAGGGAAUCCAUCGAAGCCGACAUUCAAAGGGCCAAGAGGCAAAUCGACAAUCCGGAUAAGAUGGCCAUGGAAGAAGACGAGGAUCCAGUACCGGAAAUACGACGUGACCACUUUGAAGAGGCCAUGAGAUGUUCUCGCCGUUCUGUCAGUGAUAACGAUAUUCGCAAGUACGAGAUGUUCGCUCAAACCCUACAACAGAGCCGGGGUUUUGGAACCAGUUUCAGAUUCCCCAAUAGCAAUAAUUCGAAUAACUCCGAUAAUAUCGGCUUGGGACCUACUGGGAAUAGCGUUAGUAGGAAUCCUGCCAAUCCCACAUCUAAUCACCAUCCUAAUACAGAAGAAGGGGACGAUGAUUUGUACAGUUAAAACGCCUUUUUUUAAGAAGCUGUUUGUAACGGAAUAUUUCAUUUUGUUCUUUUUUUACAUUUUAGAUAAUUUUACUUUAAUGUAUUAAAUAUUUUUUUCUCCACUUAUUUUAUAUUAAAAUAUACAAUAUAUGCAUUCUCAUAACAACCAUAAUCUAAAACCAAUAAUUUCCUUAAAACAUUUUUUUAUCUCGCACUAUAUUCGGCAUAUUUAAACAAAUUAAUAAU
Gordionus sp. m RMFG-2023 is the source of this 2782-nucleotide messenger RNA. Its product is annotated as transitional endoplasmic reticulum ATPase. Gene Ontology annotation, molecular function: ATP binding; ATP hydrolysis activity; polyubiquitin modification-dependent protein binding. Gene Ontology annotation, cellular component: VCP-NPL4-UFD1 AAA ATPase complex; cytosol; nucleus. Gene Ontology annotation, biological process: retrograde protein transport, ER to cytosol; mitotic spindle disassembly; autophagosome maturation. NCBI's taxonomy places the organism in Eukaryota, Metazoa, Nematomorpha, Gordioida, Chordodea, Parachordodidae. The transcript is spliced from 16 exons. The record is from RefSeq and is a predicted model, not a curated record. The coding region runs from base 87 to 2555 and encodes 822 amino acids.